AUGCUUUUUAUUUUUUGUAUUAUUUUAAUUUAUUGUCAAUCGAUCGUAAAUGCCUAUACGCCCGUAAUUGUGCAUACAAACUAUGGUGAUGUAGAAGGUUAUGAAACGGAUUUAGCUCGUGUUUUUUAUGGCAUUCCUUAUGCUCAGCCACCUAUUGAUACACUGAGAUGGAAACGCCCGGUGCCCAUUCCUAAGUGGGCACCUCGACUGAUUAAUGCUACACAACCAGCUCCUGCUUGUCCUCAACCUCCAUGUAGUUUACCAUCUAUAUUAUGUCCGAAAAUUAUGUCUGAAGAUUGUUUAUAUUUGAAUGUAUUCACACCCUUAUCAAAUGAUUCUUCUCUAUUACCCGUCAUGCUUUAUAUAGCGGGUGGAAACUUUCAAUUUUUGGAUGCAUCAAUACCAGUCUAUGAACCUCAACAUUUUGUUAAUCAGACGAAUGUUAUAUGUGUGCUUAUUCAAUAUCGACUUGGUGUACUUGGUUUUUAUGCAACUGGACCUGGACCGAAUGAUAUAAAUGGCAACUAUGGUAUUCUCGAUCAACGCAUAGCAAUUGCAUGGGUCAAAGCCAACAUCAAAGCAUUCGGUGGAAAUCCAAAUCAGGUUUUAAAUUUAUUAACUUAUUUUCCGUGA
Molecule: messenger RNA, 633 nt
Organism: Rotaria sp. Silwood2
Lineage: Eukaryota; Metazoa; Rotifera; Eurotatoria; Philodinida; Philodinidae
Source: the annotation of a GenBank genome assembly